AUGGAGAAGAAGAGCUUGUCUGAUACUGACAAUGACACUUCUAAUCAUGUGGAGAUUGUGUCUUUGAACAAUGUCCAAACAGGGAUAAUUCUCCCCCAAGGAUCCGCCGAGUCCGCCGAUGAACACAAUCGUGCUCCAGUCUGGCAGUCACGUCCCACCUACACCAAGAGCGGAAUCCGGGGGCUGUUCUCUUCGAAAUACGUGUUUCUAUGUGCACUAUUUGCUACCAUGGGAGGCGUCCUUUUUGGUUAUGACCAGGGUGUGGUAUCGAUUACGCUUGUGAUGCCUCAAUUCCUUGAGGAGUUUCCUGAGGUCUCCCCAGAUGACCCGGGAGCUGGAUUCAAAAAGGGCCUCAUGACUGCUAUUCUUGAGUUGGGGGCUUUCAUUGGUGCUCUGAACCAGGGCUGGAUCGCCGACAAGAUAUCCCGCAAAUGGAGCAUAUUCACUGCUGGCUGUAUCUUCCUCCUUGGUGCCGCUCUACAGACUGGAUCAGUCUCCUUUGCUAUGUUGACCGUCGCCCGCUUUAUAGGAGGGGUUGGCGUGGGAAUGCUUGCUAUGGUCGCCCCGCUUUACAUCUCUGAGAUUGCUCCUCCUGAGAUUCGAGGUACUCUGCUGGUUCUUCAGGAACUGAGCAUUGUCACUGGCAUUGUCAUCGCCUUCUACAUCACCUACGGCACGCGCCAUAUUCCAAGUCACUGGUCAUGGCGUCUUCCCUUCCUGAUCCAAAUGAUCCCGGCUAUCUUCAUGGUUUCCGGUGUCUUCAUGUUGCCUUAUUCUCCUAGGUGGCUGUGCCAGCGCGGUCGAGAUGAAGAGGCUCUUCAGACACUUGCCAAGAUUCGUGAACUACCCACCAGCGACGAGCGAGUUCUGCGGGAAUGGUGCGAAAUUCGGGCUGAAUGCGCAUAUUGCAAGGAGGCAUCAGAAAAGAAACACCCCGAUCUGAUUAGCCCUGGAUUGUGGAAUACUAUCAAGCUUCAAUUGGCGCUGUAUGUUGAUUGCUGGAAAAUGCCCAUCUAUAAACGCACUCAGGUAGCUGUGGGCCUGAUGUUCUUCCAACAGUUUGUUGGUAUCAACGCUCUCAUUUAUUACUCGCCAACCCUGUUCGAAACAAUGGGCCUAGACUACGAGAUGCAACUGACCAUGUCAGGUGUGAUGAACAUCUGCCAGGUUGUCGCCUGUGUCUGGUCUCUUUGGGGAAUGGACCACUUCGGCCGCCGCAAGCUUCUUUUGGGUGGCGCGCUGUGCAUGUUCCUUUCGCACUUUAUCAUUUCCAUUCUGGUCGGAAAAUACAAUGGAAAAUGGACCGAUAAUACUGCGGCUGGCUGGGCCAGUGUGGCUUUGAUUCUCUUCUUCAUGUUGUCAUUCGGAGCCACCUGGGGUCCUAUCCCCUGGGCAAUGCCUGCGGAAAUCUUCCCUUCUUCGCUUCGUGCGAAAGGAUGUGCUUUUGGCACCAUGUCUAAUUGGGGCAACAACUUUAUCAUUGGGUUGAUUACACCUCCAAUGCUCCAGAACAUUGGCUUUGGUACUUACGUCUUCUUUUGCUGCUUCAGCGCUCUAUCGGGAAUAUGGGUGUAUUUCCUUGUUCCUGAGACCGCCGGUCGUACCCUGGAGCAGAUGGACUCUGUAUUCAAAGACAAGUCCACUAUUGAGGAAGCUGAAAGUCGUGCCGCCAUUCUUGCUGGAUUUAUGGAACAGUCUAUGGAGCGACCAACCAGGUCAUAG
Messenger RNA from Penicillium samsonianum, 1722 nucleotides. Its product is annotated as sugar porter family MFS transporter. Gene Ontology annotation, cellular component: membrane. Bases 1 to 1722 code for a protein of 573 amino acids. The transcript has 5 exons. The record is from RefSeq and is a predicted model, not a curated record. Gene Ontology annotation, molecular function: carbohydrate:proton symporter activity. NCBI's taxonomy places the organism in Eukaryota, Fungi, Ascomycota, Eurotiomycetes, Eurotiales, Aspergillaceae. Gene Ontology annotation, biological process: transmembrane transport; carbohydrate transport.